AUGUGCGAGCUGGGAGCGGAACAGUCAAGCUGGCUUAUGGUGGAUCCUUGGGAAGCCAGACAGCCUCAGUACGUACCUACUGCCCAGGUGCUGGAUCAUUUCGAACAUGAGAUCAAUGAGGUAUUGGGAGGAGCGGAGAAGCCAGAUGGGACAAGAGUGAAGUGUAGAAUCCUCCUGCUGGCAGGCGCGGACUUGAUACAAACUAUGUCAACUCCUGGUGUUUGGUCUGACAAAGAUCUUGACCAUAUCUUGGGACGAUACGGAGCAUUUGUGGUAGAGAGAACCGGAACAGAUAUCGAUGAAGCUCUUCAGAAUCUCCAGCCGUGGAAAGAGAAUCUCUACGUUAUUGCACAACUUAUUCAAAAUGAUAUUUCGAGCACCAAAAUUCGGCUAUUCCUCCGAAGAGAAAUGAGCGUCCAGUACUUGAUUCCUGCUCCUGUUAUUGAGUACAUCGAGUUGCACAAUUUGUACGAAGAAGAGAAUGUCGAUUCCAAGUCCAAGGCAAAGGAACAAGCAUCCGACGCCGCAGGCUCCUCCAAAAGCUAG
This is a messenger RNA of Cadophora gregata, 546 nucleotides long. RefSeq lists its product as uncharacterized. The transcript is spliced from 3 exons. The record is from RefSeq and is a predicted model, not a curated record. Gene Ontology annotation, biological process: NAD+ biosynthetic process. Bases 1 to 546 code for a protein of 181 amino acids. Lineage: Eukaryota; Fungi; Ascomycota; Leotiomycetes; Helotiales; Ploettnerulaceae. Gene Ontology annotation, molecular function: nicotinate-nucleotide adenylyltransferase activity; nicotinamide-nucleotide adenylyltransferase activity.